This is a messenger RNA of Triticum dicoccoides, 1625 nucleotides long. RefSeq names its product F-box/kelch-repeat protein At1g23390-like. NCBI's taxonomy places the organism in Eukaryota, Viridiplantae, Streptophyta, Magnoliopsida, Poales, Poaceae. The record is from RefSeq and is a predicted model, not a curated record. The coding region runs from base 156 to 1415 and encodes 419 amino acids. Gene Ontology annotation, molecular function: protein binding. The transcript has a single exon.
UCCACUACUCAAGUGGCCAUGUCUUCGUAAACACUCCGCCUCGUCUAUUUAGCUCGUCAGUGCGGGUGCAGAUCUAAACUGUGUCCUAGGACUAGUAGUGGGCUAGUGGCUGUCCAGCUUGUCCUGCGUGGACUCGUGGCAUCGGAGUUUCGAAAAUGGGCGUGAGCAUCCCAGCCAGCGAGCCGAAGCACCGGCGGCACCAUCAAGAAGGGUGCGAGGCCGACGACGGCGGCGAGGAGUCGCCGGCGCUCGCCGCGCUGUACCUGUACGGGGACGUGCUCGAGUCGGUGGUGGAGCGCGUGCCGGCGCCCGACCUCGCCGCCGCGGCGGGGGUCUCGCGCGAGUGGCUCCGCGCGGUGCGGUCCGCGCUGCGCCGGCGCCCGCGGCGGCUGCCCUGGCUCGUGGUCCACCUCCACGGCCGCCGCCGCCGGACCGCGGCCUACGACCCGCACUCCGGCGCGUGGCUCACCGUGCAGGCCCCGCGCCACGCCACGCCGUCGCACGUGCGCCUCCUGCGCGGCGCGCGCGGCGACCGGGUGUGCGCGCUCUCCUGCUCCGGCCUCGACGUCGCCGGCGACCCUCUUGGGACGUCCGCGUGCGUCGCCAUGAAGGCCCCCGGCGUGUGGCGCGUCGACCCGGUGCUGGCAGCGGUGGGCGACCGCGUGGUCGCCCUCGGCGGCGCGUGCCAGCUUGCGCUCGCCGAGGGAGAGGACGCCGCCGCGGUGGAGGUCCACGAGGGCGGGAAUUGGGCGGCCUGCGAUCCGAUGCCGGCGGCGCUCCGCGAGUCGGCGGCAGCAACGUGGCUUUCGGUGGCCGCGACGGAUCACAGAGUGUACCUCGCGGACAGAACCACCGGGUGUGCGAGCUGGUUCGAUCCGUCGAUGCGGCGGUGGGGUCCAACCCGUCGCCUCAAACCAGACGCCGGCGUUUCCACGUGGGGCGUCGCGCCUGGUCGCGCCGGCGCCGAGCAGCUCGUCCUUUUCGGAGCGAAGCGCGAAGGCGAGGGGGCAAAGAACAAAGUCGUCAUCCAAGCAUGGGAGGUGGACGGCGACACUCUGGAUCUGCCUCCCGGCGCGGGCCACGACGCAAUGCCGAGCGAGAUGUCGGCGAGGCUUUUCCCCCACGACGAGGACGAGGAGGACGACGGGGAGACGCUCCCGUCGAUCGCGGUGUGCGGCAACGCCACCGGAGGGUACGUGUACAAUUCGGCCGAGCCAGCCAACGGCGCCGUGCUCGAGGGGAAGACGGGGGGCGCCGUGGAGCGGUGGGAGUGGGUGCCGUGCGCGCCCUCGGUCCGCGCCGAGCCGCUGGGCCGCGUCAUCCUCGCGUGCUCGCCGGUGGGGUUGGACGAGCUCGAGCUGUCGCGUGGACUAUCACCUCUGGGCCCACAACGUGCAUGUGCGGAUGUACAGUGAAACACAGUUUUUAGUUAAAUAAAAUACUCCCUCGGUUCAUAAAUUUAAGAUGCUUUGUAUAUCAUUCCCUCGGUUCAUAAACAUAAGAUGCUUUGUAUAUCAUUCAAGUUUCAGGAAUCUUCAAACCCAAUGGACUGACUGAAAUGAGUGAGUAAUAAAUACACUAAAAAGCAAUGCUAUACGGACGACAAUGUAAAGACGAUUUGUGGA